AUGCAAUAUGAUGAUAAUGAAAUUAUUUUGAGACUGCUGAAUGUGAUUUUAUGUUGCAUUUUCUUGUGUUAUUUCUCACUUGUCCCUCUUUCCUUACCCUCAGUGCCACCAGCAAGAAUUAAUUCUUGGAAAUGGAUCAGUAAGAUGAAGUAUUCCUUCUCUUGUACUGUCAUGGAAGAUGAAUUGACAUGUCCUGUGUGCUUGGAACUUUUUGCUGAUCCAUUGAUGCUACCAUGUUCACACAGCAUCUGUAAAAAAUGUCUGCAGGAUAUUUUACAUUCUAAUAUCAAAAUGGGAAGAGAAGGUAUUCAAUGUCCAGCUUGUCGUAAAAGUUUAGUAAUAACAAAAGAGAAGAUCUGCAAGUUACCACGGAACUUGGCUCUUGAGAAUAUUGUUAUUCGCUUUCAGGAAAUCCAGAGCAACACUUUGACCAAAACAAAGUCUCUUGACCUUUCUUCAGAUGUGCAAUUCUCUUUGAAUCAAAGUGACUCUGACAUUCCUGUUUUUGUUGAGGAAACAGAUGAACUGUGUGAAUUAUGUGAGGGAAAGUUCUGUGCCCGGGCAGAAUGGUUUUGUGAACAGUGUGCAGUGCUCUACUGCAAUGAAUGCCUUGAGAAGUUUCACCCACGUCGAGGCUCUCUCAGCCAGCAUCGGCUCCGAAAGCCACAUAAAAGUGAAUCUGAAAACAAACCAGCUUUUUGCAGUGACCACAACUCUGAAGUGGCCAGUGUAUUCUGUGAUCAGUGUAAGUUGUUAGUUUGCCAUUUGUGUGUCUGUGAUGGAAUUGGUAAACAUUCAGGACACAAGAUUCUCUCUCAAGAUGUUGCUUCACAGCAAAUUAAGGAUUCAGUUGGCAAAACAAAGGAACAGUUGGAUGGACUCAUGUCAAAGAUCACUGAACAAACAUCAAAAAUAGAAGAUACAAAAGAAGAAAUUCAGACUUUACAUUCAGAAGCCAUGAAAAAGAUAGAGAAUCAGUAUUGUCGUUUGUUGGAAGAUGUGGCUUCGAUUAUCCAUCAGCAGAAAGAUCUUCACUUGAAAAAUUUAAAUGAGAAGAAAGAAAAGUCUAUUAAUGCUCUUGAGACUUACCUGAAUAAUAAUCUAACAAAAGCCAAGUCAAUGGAAAACAUGACGGAAAUGUGUAAAAAGUUACUUGAUGAGGAUCAUGUGAAAGGCAUUUUGGAGCAAGCCUCAGAGGUCAGCCCAAUUGUGGAAAAAGUAGAAAAACUCUGUGAUGAAAUGAAACAAAAUGAAAGUGAGUAUUUGGAGCUUGUUGCAGAUAAUUCGAUUCAACAAAGUUUGCGUUCAUCUGUUGCUCAAUUUCGUAACAAUAUCACAGACAAUUUACAACUUCUUCUGGCUAAGAAAAAUAUUAAACUCUUUUUUUCUCUCUCUCUGUUUUUUUUUUCUCUCUCUCUCUCUCUCUGUUUUUUUUCUCUCUCUGUUUUUUUUCUCUCUCUGUUUUUUUUCUCUCUCUGUUUUUUUUCUCUCUCUGUUUUUUUUCUCUCUCUGUUUUUUUUUUCUCUCUCUCUGUUUUUUUUCUCUCUCUCUCUGUUUUUUCUCUCUCUCUCUGUUUUUUCUCUCUCUCUCUGUUUUUUUCUCUCUCUCUCUGUUUUUUUUCUCUCUCUCUGUUUUUUUUCUCUCUCUCUCUGUUUUUUUCUCUCUCUCUGUUUUUCUCUCUCUCUCUUUUUUUUCUCUCUCUCUUUUUUUUUUUUCUCUCUCUCUGUUUUUUUUCUCUCUCUCUCUGUUUUUUUCACUCUCUCUGUUUUCUUUUCACUCUCUCUGUUUUCUUUUCACUCUCCCUGUCUUUUCGUCUCUCCCUGUCUUUUCGUCUCUCCCUGUCUUUUUCGUCUCUCCCUGUCUUUUUCUCUCUCCCUGUCUUUUCGUCUCUCCCUGUCUUUUCGUCUCUCCCUGUCUUUUCGUCUCUCCCUGUCUUUUCGUCUCUCCCUGUCUUUUCGUCUCUCCCUGUCUUUUCGUCUCUCCCUGUCUUUUCGUCUCUCCCUGUCUUUUCGUCUCUCCCUGUCUCUCUCUCUCUCUCUUUGUCUCUCUCUCUCUCUCUCUUUGUCUCUCUCUCUCUCUCUCUUGUCUCUCUCUCUUGUCUCUCUCUCUCUCUUUGUCUCUCUCUCUCUCUCUCUUUGUCUCUCUCUCUCUCUCUCUUUGUCUCUCUCUCUCUCUCUCUUUGUCUCUCUCUCUCUCUCUUUCUCUCUCUCUCUCUUUGUCUCUCUCUCUCUCUCUCUUUCUCUCUCUCUCUUUGUCUCUCUCUCUCUCUCUCUUUGUCUCUCUCUCUCUCAUCCACAUUCUCUCACUCACACACACGCUAUAAUCAUGGUUCAUCAUGAAAAAAUAAAAACAACAAAAAAUACUUUUAUAUGUUUAUCCCCAUCUCUGCCUGUCUCUUUUUUUAUCCCCCCCCGUUUCUGCCUGUCUCUUUUUUUAUCCCCCUGUUUCUGCCUGUCUUUUUUUAUCCCCCGUCUCUGCCUGUCUCUUUUUUUAUCCCCCUGUCUCUGCCUGUCUCUUUUUUAUCCCCCCUGUCUCUGCCUGUCUCUUUUUUAUCCCCCUGUCUCUGCCUGUCUCUUUUUUUAUCCCCCUGUCUCUGCCUGUCUCUUUUUUAUCCCCCGUCUCUGCCUGUCUUUUUUUAUCCCCCCGUCUCUGCCUGUCUCUUUUUUAUCACCCCUGUCUCUGCCUGUCUCUUUCUUUUUUAUGCCCUAUGAUGAUGAAUGCAAAUGUCAAAGUAUUGUUCCCAUCAUGCAGACUCCAGCUUCUCCAGGCAAAGGGGAUGGCCCUAGGGUGCAGAACAAAUGCCUCAUGACUUGGGGAUUCACUUCUACAACGUUCACAGCAGAAACAUUGGACAGCAAUGCAUUUUGGUCAGUGACUAUUGAGCGCAAUUCUGCCCAGAUUGGUGACCUCAAGUCUGGUUAUGUGUUUGGUGCUGGGAUUGCCUCAGAACGUCUCAACUACAAAGACCAGGUUGGCAUCCAUAAAAAAUCAGUCGGUAUCAUCUGCAACAAUGGCAGCAUCCAGUUCUGUCAGAACGGGGUCUGUGAACUCCUUAUGAUGCUGGAAGGGUUGCCCCUUUCGGUCACUCUCUUUGUUCGACUUGACUAUCUUUCUCCAUGA
Acanthosepion pharaonis is the source of this 3120-nucleotide messenger RNA. The record is from the annotation of a GenBank genome assembly. NCBI's taxonomy places the organism in Eukaryota, Metazoa, Mollusca, Cephalopoda, Sepiida, Sepiidae.